GAAAAAAAUUUAGAUGCCAAAAAAAAUUGUCAUUAGGGGUACACAUUGUCUUCUCUUCCCCGCGCCUUGACAAAAAAACUCACCUUUCUUCUUUUCCAUAUGCAACUCAAUUGCACCUCCAAUAUUUUUCCCUCUCUUCUAUUAUCGAAUUCGUUAUUCCACCUCUUUUUCUUCCCAAAUCCAAUUUAGGGUUUUCAUUUCAAAAAUUCAACCGCCCCUUUCUUCGUUUUCGAUAAAUUGGCUUCACAGAGACUAGGGUUUCGUUUCUAUUGAAGGGAGAGAGAUAAACAUGGAUAGAGAUUUCAAGGAGCAGGUACUUGCGGACAAGCUUGCCAAGCUUAAUAGCACUCAAGAUGCCAUCACAACUUUAUCACACUGGUGUAUAUUUAACCGGAGCUAUGCAGAACAGAUUGUUGCAACAUGGAAAAUCCAAUUUGACAAAUCAGAUAUAAUUCGCAAAAUCCCCCUUUUGUAUCUUGCUAAUGACAUCCUGCAGAACAGCAAGCGUAAUGGAAAUGAAUUUGUGAUUGAAUUCUGGAAGGUUCUUCCUGCAGCACUUAAAGAUGUCAUUGCAGAAAAAAAUCCUCGUGGAGAGCAUGCAGUAUCUAGACUGUUUGAAGUAUGGGAGGAAAGGAAAGUAUUUGGGUCUCGAGUGCAAAACCUUACGGAUUUAAUGCUUGGAGAGGAUACUCCUCCGCCAUUGGAUUUCGGCAAUAAAAGACCACGUUCUGCAAAAGUAAUGAAAAGGGAUUCUGUAAAAAUUUUGAAAAGGGAUUCUCGUUCUAUCAAAUCGAAAUUGUCCAUAGGAGGAACGACAGAAAAAAUAGUGUCUGCAUUUUAUUUGGUGCUCAGUGAAAAAGCCAAUGAAGAUGCAGAGAUGAGCGAAUGCAAGUCCGCCGUUCAGCAUGUGAGGAAGAUAGAGAAAGAUGUUGAUAUUGCAUGUACCAUUGCUAAGGAUCCUAAGCGAAUAACUUUGAAGAAGGACCUAGAGCAGCAACAAAAUAUAUUGAAAGAUUGCAUAGAAAAACUUAAAUUAUUUGAAGCAAGUAGAGUAGCUCUGAUAUCUCAGUUAAAAGAAGCAUUGCACGAGCAGGAAUCGGAUCUGGAGAAUGUUCGUACACAGAUGCAGGUUGCACAAGCACAAAUUGAAGAGGCUGGCAACAUGCAGAAGCGACUUGAUAGUGAAGAUUCUUCACAGAACGCAUCAAUUAAAACAACUUCAGCUGCCAAUGCAACUUCACUAUCAGAAGCAGCAAAUAAAAAGUCAGCUGCAGCAAUUGCUGCUGAGGUUGCAGAUAAGCUUACAGCUUCAACGUCAUCUCAAUUGAUCAUGAGUUCUGUUCUCUCAACAUUUGCCGCACAAAAGGCAAAAAGUGCCGGUCUAAUGUCUGAGUCCACAUCAAAACCUAUGAUAUCAAUGACAAGUUCAGAUACUCAUGUCUUUAUGCCCGCGCAACAGUUGACUGCUGCGCCAAACCAUUCAUAUCCUUCAGUUUUGGUAACUCAGCCAACUAUGCACAAUGCAUCCCCUGCGCAAGGUCAAUAUAACUUAUAUUGCAAUCCAUCACCCCAGCAAUAUGUGCAAUCAACAGGAGGGGUCAACAUCUCUCCAUAUGGUUAUGGUAAUAUCCCACCAUUACAAUCAGUAGCACCCCAACCACCUUUUAUGAAUCAGACAAUGCAAAUAACACAACAACAACCAGUACCAACUUAUACGAAUCAGUCAAUGCAAAUCACACAGCAACAACCAGUACCAACUUAUACGGAUCAGUCAAUGCAAAUUGCUCAGCAACAACCAGUACCAACUUAUACGAAUCAGUCAAUGCAAAUUGCACAGCAACAACCAGUACCAGUAACACAAUAUGCUCCAGCACCUCCUAGUUUCCGGCCAAUUCAGCCAUCAGCAAUGAUAUACUAUGCUAAUCAUUAACAUUCUAUAUGUGGUAUACUUUAUUCGACAAAACCUUUGUUGUAACAAGUGAUUUCUGGAGAUUCAGAUUUUCGUUUUCACGCAAUGGUAUACUGGGAACGGAGUUCAUAAACGAAUGGAAGCAAAUAGUAGAUGUCACCCGAGAAGUGGUAGGAAACUGGUCUGCCCAGAAUCUGAAUACAAAGUGGGUCAAAUGUGAUGCUUUGUUCGGGAGUUUGAAGGAAAAUAGAGGGGAGGACUCUGCGAGAUGUGUGCGGGGUGGGAGGAGCGAAAGUGAGAAAAAAAACUUCGUUAUUUGAAAGAGUAUUUAUGAAGAGGAGAAGGAAAGACUUGUGACUAUAUUUUCCUUGGGAGAGAAAGACUUGUGACUAUAUUUUUUUCUUUUGGAGUAUUAUAAAUAGAGUGAAAGAAUUUGGAGAUAUUUGAAAUCCCUCCAAAGUUCUUUCUCAAUUUAUUGAGUUUUCUCAUAUUGGGGUAUCUGAAUAAGAAAAAUAAACCCCUAUUAAAGUGGGAGGUCUUGUCCA
Messenger RNA from Trifolium pratense (red clover), 2454 nucleotides. Its product is annotated as regulation of nuclear pre-mRNA domain-containing protein 1B-like. Gene Ontology annotation, molecular function: RNA polymerase II complex binding. Gene Ontology annotation, cellular component: RNA polymerase II, holoenzyme. The record is from RefSeq and is a predicted model, not a curated record. NCBI's taxonomy places the organism in Eukaryota, Viridiplantae, Streptophyta, Magnoliopsida, Fabales, Fabaceae. The transcript is spliced from 7 exons. Gene Ontology annotation, biological process: mRNA 3'-end processing. Bases 290 to 1930 code for a protein of 546 amino acids.